UGGCAAGGAAAGGAAUUGAGCUUAUUUUGAGCCUGUUCUGGGCACAGGGCUUCACUCUGUACAUGUUCAUUCCACAGAUACUUAUUAAGUACCCACUCCACUCUGUGCCCAACACCCUACAAAGCUCUGGGGAUCCAGCUGUGGCCAAGGCAGCCAAGAGUCCUGCCUUUGUCGUGCUGACAUUCCAGUGUGGGUGGUGGGCUGUCAGCGUAAGCAAACACAUACAGUAACAUCGGUGGUGAUGGGUGCUUAGGGGAAAAUGAAGGGUAAGGGUAAGGGGAGGUAGGGUGGGCAUGCUUUGCCUAGGGAGGUUAGGAAGGCUUCUCAAGAAAGGGACGUGAGCAGAGGCUGAAGAGAGUGGAGAGGGGCCUGAGUUUCCACCUGAGGGUGCAGUGCCUGCAAGACCCUGAGGUGGGGCGUCCCUGUGUAUCCUGGCAGCUGAGGGAGCCAGGCACUGCUGAAGUGAAGUGCCCUCAGAGAAGCAAAGGGGGAUGUUGCAGGCCGCGUAGGGUCCUGUGGCUGCUUUGGGGAUUUUGGCUUUUAUGUUGCAUAGGAGGGUUCGAGCGGAGAAGGGGUGGGAGCUGACUCAGGUGGUCACGGGGCUCCAGGCUGCAGGAGGGGCGUGGGCAGAGUGCUGACUUCUUUCACUCUAUAACAUUCUCUCACUCCUUCCCUGCUGUAUUCAGCAGCAGUUUAGACCUUUUCGUUGCUGAGUAGUGUUCUACUGUGGAUCUAUGUGUUUGUUUAUUCAUUCUCUUGUGGGUAGACUCCUGGUCUGUUACCAGUUUGGGGUUACUGUGAAUAUUGCUGCUGUCAACAUUGUAGUACAAGUCUUUUGUACAUACACUAAUUUCCUUGAGAGGAAUUGCUAGGUCAUGGGAUAGGCAUAUAUUGAGCUUUAAUUUUGACUGCUUAACAGUUUUCCACAGUAGUUGAACCAUUUUGCACCUCCCACCAAUAAUGAGUAAGGGUUCUGGUUCCUCUACAUUCGUGCCAGCAGUUGGCCUUGUCAGUUUUUAGUAUUCGAGCCAUCCCAGGUAGGUGGUUAUGAUUUGCAUUUGCCUGUAACUAAUGAGAUUAUGUAUGUUUCUUGGUUGUGUGGGUGUCCUCUCCUGUGAGGUGCUCUUGCUCUUUUUACCUUGUCUUGAGUCAACAGCUGCAGCUCUGGCCCAGGCACUCAGAAGACUCAUGCCCAGGAACCUUAGGAAGUAAUGAGUGUGGUGGGGCCGUGCAGGGACUCCCCUCCGCAGGGCGUGCUGUGGGGGUUCCAUAGGCGAGUCUCUGUCCCCCUGCCUGAGUGUCCUCCGUUGGCAGCCCCCCGAGUGAGCAGGCCAUCUUUUUUUUUUGAGAUGUAGUUUCGCUCUUGUUGCCCAGGCUGGAGUGCAAUGGCGUGAUCUUGGCUCUCCACAACCUCCACCUCCCGGGUUCAAGCGGUUCUCCUGCCUCAGCCUCCCAAGUAGCAUGUGCCACCACACCCAGCUAAUUUUCUGUUUUCAGUAGAGACAAGGUUUCUCCAUAUUGGUCAGGCUGGUCUCGAACUCCCGACCUCAGGUGAUCCGCCCACCUCAGCCUCCCAAAGUGCUGGGAUUACAGGCGUGAGCCACCGUGCCCAGCCUAAGCCAGCCAUCUUCUUGGCUGCAGUGGCUGGUAUUUCAUCACCACAGGACUGCGUCACGGACACCUCAGCUGAGGCGCCACCCUCAGUGGGAGGACAGGGCAGGAUCCAGGCGGGACGCAGGGGAUCUUCCAACUCCUCCCCCUGCUCUCCCUCCAGCUGUGCUGACUCCUUAGUUGCUGAGAUGAGAUUGUAAAAAGCAGCUCUGUUGAUCCCAGCAGCGGCCAGGGCCUCCGCUGCUUCUCGGCUGGGAGACCCAAGGUAAACAGCUUCCCUUCUCUCAGCUUCUGUCCUCACCUGGGCAUGGUCACUGACUGUCUGGUGGGGUGUUGGGAGCAUUCAGGAGAGACUCCAUGGGAGCGCUGGCACCCUGCCCAAGGCCACCCAGCUGGCGGUGGCUCUUGGACUCUGGAACCCAGACCACUCUUGGCCAUACCUGGCUGCCUUUGCUUCUCUCUGGAAUAAUGGCAGCCGUGUGUUUGGCUGUUCACUGGGCGCCAGGCAGUAGGCCGAGCCCUGGGCCCACAGUGGGUGCUUUAGUGCUGCUGCAUUACAAGGGCCCUGAGAGGUGAUGUCCCUGGGCCGCUGUGGGCCAGCGAGAGGGGAGAUGAGACAUGGAGCCCCUGUUCUAUUCCCUGCACAUCAGCCCUUCCUUUGGACUCCGAGUUCUCCCUCCCAGCCAUUUGGGAAGUAUUUUGAACUGAGCUUGCAUCAGGGAAGGCAUGGUGUAGGUCCGUGUAGGGGACGGGCUUCUCUCAGUCCCAGCCAUAGCCCAGAAGGCCCUUGGUGUUCUCCCCUGUCCACCUCUCUCUUGUUUUCUCCUCACCAGGCCCCUUUCUGCCUCAGGUCCUUGCAUUUUCUGUUCCCCUGCUGAAAUACAUUUCCUCAUGUGUCUACACAGCUCACUCCCUCAGUUAACUCGGGUGUCUGCUCGCAAGUCCCCCACACCAAGCUAACAUCCUGUUCUUCCACUCUCCAGCCUCCCCACCACCUGAUUAUUUGUAUAUCCGUGUAUUUUUCUGCCCCUCACACCAGACUGUGAGCCUCAUGAAGGCAGGGCUGUGUCUUAGUGACAUUCUGUUGCUGGUACCAUCCGGGGUCUAGGAUGCACCCCAAAAAAGAUUGGUGUCAUGAAGAGAGUCUGGUAGUGUGUCCCUGGCUGUGUGUGGUCCUGGGGUGGGGGUCAGUUGGGGACACUUGGCCUCUUUCUUCAUGUGCUCAUUAGAUAAGACGCUUUGCUGGUCUACUGCAUUAGCGUUAAUAGGUGUUGGGAGGGUUGCUCCAAGGGUGCACAAAGAGCACACAGUGCAGCCUCUGAGGUGGGGAAGGCUUCCUGGAGGAGGCACUGGUUUAGCUGAGACCUCAAGGAAGAGAGAGAAGAACGCCCAGAAGGAGGUGCUGUCCCUGAUGGAGGCCAGAGGGAAGGGCUUGAGUGACAGAAGCGUAACGUGGAGAGUCAGGUAGGGCGGAGAGGCUGGAGAGGUGCAAUAGUCAACGUCAUGGUCCUUAGCCUUUCCCGAGGGCUUUCUGGGUGCACGUCUCAGCUCAUGCACCUGGAACGCAGGGCAGCAGAGGCCAGGUCCUGAAGGGCCUUGGAUCCUCAGCUGAGGAGUUUGGCUUUUUUGCUGGGAACACCAGGGAGCCACAAAGGUUCUGAGCAGGAGAAAGACAGGUUCAGCGUUGGGGAUCCCUCUAGCUGCUGAAUGUGGGGUGAGUGGGAGGGAGCAAGAGUGGAGCGUAGGAACUCGGGGAAGAGGUGGGGGCAGAUGGGGCAGACCUGACUAGAGCCAGGCCGCGGGCAGGAUGGGGAGAGAUGGUCACGUUAGAGGUUGACACACAGAACAGUGGGAGAUACAGAAAUACAUACAUAUUUAUAUAUUUUUUGAGACAGGGUCUCAUUCUGUCACCUAAGCUGGAGUGCAGUGGUGCAAUCAAGGCUCACUGCAGCCUCGACCUCCCAGGCUCGAGUGAUCCUCCUGUCUCGAAUAGCUGACAUUACAGGUGCACAGCACCAUGCCUGGCUAAUUUUUUAAUUUUUAAUUUUUUUGUAGAAAAAAAUUGGGUAGUGAGACAAGUUCUCACUACGUUGCCCAGGCAGGUCUCAAACUCCUAGGCUCAAGGGAUUCUCCUGCCUUGACCUCCCAAAGUGUUGGGAUUACAGACAUGAGCCACUGUGCCCGGCUGAGAUGUGGGGAUGUUGAGGAUUGAGAGUCUGGCAGUCCUGUGUGUUUGGGUUGUGGGGUGCCGGGCAUGUUGCUGGCAAGGGGAGCCCCUUAUUGCUGCUCCCAGCCUCGCAUCAUUGCCUUUGCAGCUUGGAGCCCAGAAUGUGAUUUCUCACCCUCCUGUUUACUUCCCUGUCAUUGUCCAUCUUGUCUUUCCUCCCGCUUCCUCCCACUUACCUCCCUUCCUUCUGCCGGGACCUGGGCAGCCUGCCACUGUCACAUGCCAGGCAGUAGCGUGUCCGGCCCACCAGCUCCCCUGGGGCACGAGAGAAAGCUGAUGCCCAUGGUGUCCCUAGAGCCAGCUGCCACUUCUCUGGGGGCCACCGUAGCUCCCGACCUGCUGUCCGCAAAUAACCCCAGGCUGGGAAAGGCAAAGGCGCCUUGGUCUCUGUGGACCCUGGCCAGGCCCCAGGCUCCAGGUAGGGGCCCAGCUGGCGCUGCCUCGCGCCCUCCUCCCCUCCGUUCUGGGAACCUGAGACGAAGCAGUGGCCUUGGCGUCCCUCAGUCUGUUGGUUGCUGGUCCCUGAGGACAGAAGUGAAGGUCUUGGGGUAGGGAUCAGGGCCUUGGUCAAGCCCCCAGGACUGGCUUCUAGGCCCCAGGCCGUGCAUACGCAGUAGGUUGCUUUCUUGUUCAAGAUCCCGGAUUGUCUGAGACCUGUCUUUUCUCUGUCAUCUGAUGGGGGGAGGGAGGCCACUGAGGCUCAGGGAAUGGCAUGGGAUGGCAUGGGGGGACGGGAGUGUGCUUAGUUUGUUGAAGGUGGCAGGUUGGUGGCUUCCUGGUUUGGAAAGAAGAGGGGGGAGAGAGAGAAAAGAGUGUGUGUGUGUAAGAUGGUGGAGGGACAGGCAGAUGCUGGUGGCUCUGUGCACUCCCUCAGACUGUGCCCUGUCCACGGUGCCUCCUGCAUGUCCUGCUGCCCUGAGCUGUCCCGAGCUAGGUGACAGCGUACCACGCUGCCACCAUGAACGAGGUGUCUGUCAUCAAAGAAGGCUGGCUCCACAAGCGUGGUGAAUACAUCAAGACCUGGAGGCCACGAUACUUCCUGCUGAAGAGCGACGGCUCCUUCAUUGGGUACAAGGAGAGGCCCGAGGCCCCUGAUCAGACUCUACCCCCCUUAAACAACUUCUCCGUAGCAGAAUGCCAGCUGAUGAAGACCGAGAGGCCGCGACCCAACACCUUUGUCAUACGUUGCCUGCAGUGGACCACAGUCAUCGAGAGGACCUUCCACGUGGAUUCUCCAGACGAGAGGGAGGAGUGGAUGCGGGCCAUCCAGAUGGUCGCCAACAGCCUCAAGCAGCGGGCCCCAGGCGAGGACCCCAUGGACUACAAGUGUGGCUCCCCCAGUGACUCCUCCACGGCUGAGGAGAUGGAAGUGGCGGUCAGCAAGGCACGGGCUAAAGUGACCAUGAAUGACUUCGACUAUCUCAAACUCCUUGGCAAGGGAACCUUUGGCAAAGUCAUCCUGGUGCGGGAGAAGGCCACUGGCCGCUACUACGCCAUGAAGAUCCUGCGGAAGGAAGUCAUCAUUGCCAAGGAUGAAGUCGCUCACACAGUCACCGAGAGCCGGGUCCUCCAGAACACCAGGCACCCGUUCCUCACUGCGCUGAAGUACGCCUUCCAGACCCACGACCGCCUGUGCUUCGUGAUGGAGUAUGCCAACGGGGGUGAGCUGUUCUUCCACCUGUCCCGGGAGCGUGUCUUCACAGAGGAGCGGGCCCGGUUUUAUGGUGCAGAGAUUGUCUCGGCUCUUGAGUACUUGCACUCGCGGGACGUGGUAUACCGCGACAUCAAGCUGGAAAACCUCAUGCUGGACAAAGAUGGCCACAUCAAGAUCACUGACUUUGGCCUCUGCAAAGAGGGCAUCAGUGACGGGGCCACCAUGAAAACCUUCUGUGGGACCCCGGAGUACCUGGCGCCUGAGGUGCUGGAGGACAAUGACUAUGGCCGGGCCGUGGACUGGUGGGGGCUGGGUGUGGUCAUGUACGAGAUGAUGUGCGGCCGCCUGCCCUUCUACAACCAGGACCACGAGCGCCUCUUCGAGCUCAUCCUCAUGGAAGAGAUCCGCUUCCCGCGCACGCUCAGCCCUGAGGCCAAGUCCCUGCUUGCUGGGCUGCUUAAGAAGGACCCCAAGCAGAGGCUUGGUGGGGGGCCCAGCGAUGCCAAGGAGGUCAUGGAGCACAGGUUCUUCCUCAGCAUCAACUGGCAGGACGUGGUCCAGAAGAAGCUCCUGCCACCCUUCAAACCUCAGGUCACAUCUGAGGUCGACACAAGGUACUUCGAUGAUGAAUUUACCGCCCAGUCCAUCACAAUCACACCCCCUGACCGCUAUGACAGCCUGGGCUUACUGGAGCUGGACCAGCGGACCCACUUCCCCCAGUUCUCCUACUCGGCCAGCAUCCGCGAGUGAGCAGUCUGCCCACGCAGAGGACGCACGCUCGCUGCCAUCACCGCUGGGUGGUUUUUUCCCCCUAACUUUUUACUUUGCCUUUUUGGUUUGUGUCCCCACCCCCACCUCCUCACCCCCUUUCCAGUUCUUCUUCAGGCCCCUCCCAGAUGCACCCCAGCAGCCCCUGCAGCCCCUGCCUCCAGCCUCACCUUUGUGCCCAGACUUGCAUUUGGAAGACUCCACCUCCCGCCCAGGCCUGGGCUGUUGGGCGGUUGGAGAUUCAGGUUUUAAUCCACACAAGCCCCAGUGAGGGGUGAAGCAUGGUGCCCGGGGCCUGCCUGAGUUUCUGGCCUGGGUGUCGUGCUGGUGUCUGCCUCCGCGCUGCUGCUUCUGGACGAAGGCUGCCUUCUGGUGGGACGCGACACCCGGCAGACAGUGGUGCUGCCUUCCAGGCCCCGUGGCCUAGGCUUGGAGUGGCCAGGCAUGGGGCGGUCCAAUCCCCCACCCGCUGUCCCCCUGUGGGGGCAGAAAAGCAAUAAUGUCCAGGGGCAGGCAGGGGCCCUUGGGAGCUGCAGGGCUGGGGGUUAGGGCUGCUCCCUGGUGAAUGGAGUCAGAUCCUAGGAUCUGUACCAUGGGGAACCAGGAGUGGCCGGGCUGGGUGCCGCCUCCUGGUCCGGCCUCCUCCCCACCAAACUGUCCUCACCCUAUGGAUGAGGCAGGAGGAACAUUUGGAGGCAAACCUGCCUGCCUCCCAGCCCCGUGCCUUACUAGGGCUUCCUUCCAGCUGGCCUUACCUCCUGCUGGACCCUGGGCCUGGCCUGGCCCCACUGGGGGGCUAUGGGCUGGGCUCACCCUCUCCUCUGCGGGGGUGGAGGGGCACCAGCCUCGGCUGUUACAAUCUUACACCGGACAGUAUUGGGCCCCAUGGACUUGGUCAGGGAGGGGUGGGGGUGGGCAUCUCUGGUACCUAUUGGGGUGGGGGGCCUCUGAGAAGGGAGGCUCCUAGGCCCCCCUCACCCCUCCUUCUCCCCAGGGCCCCACGUUCUGCAGCCUUAAGAUUGAACAUGAGUGCACGUCCAUGUCAGUGCUGUGGGACUCCUGUGCGUGCCUCGGACUGCGUGUGUCGGCGGGACGCAGGCACACGUGGGUGUGUGUGCAUGUGUGUGUGUGUGAGGGCAGCGUGUCCUCCAGUGUGCAUGGUGUGUGGGCUUGGGCCCCAUCCCUGGCCCGAGCAUUUCAUCCUGUGGGGGAGGGGUGCUGACCUAGUGGGAGGAGCCCCACCGUGAUCCAUGAGCUGCCCUGCCCACGCCUCCGCUCCCUGUAGCAACACCUCUGGGUGUUUGGAGUUUAGCUUUUGUGGGUUUGCUCUCCCUACCCCAUCUCCUGUACUACACAGUUCAUGGCAGGGUGGGGAGGGGUGGGGUUGGUUCGGGUGGGUGAGGGUCUUUUUCCUCUGUGUGCAAUGUCGUUAUCUGACAGUUCUCCGUCCCUACUGGCCUUUCUCCUUGUCUUCAUAUUUGUACGGUACAAGCAAUAAAGACACUCAUUUCAGA
Molecule: messenger RNA, 7774 nt
Organism: Gorilla gorilla gorilla (western lowland gorilla)
Lineage: Eukaryota; Metazoa; Chordata; Mammalia; Primates; Hominidae
Gene: AKT2
Product: AKT serine/threonine kinase 2
Exons: 14
Coding region: 4797-6242 (481 amino acids)
Biological process (GO): protein phosphorylation
Molecular function (GO): protein serine/threonine kinase activity; ATP binding
Source: RefSeq, a predicted model, not a curated record